GAUAAGUUGUUCAUUAGAAGUGCAUUAGCAACUAAGAAGGGCCAAAACAGUCCCUUUCUAGGAACCAGUUAAAUAACACCACCAAAAAUUUUCUGUAAUCCUGUAAAGAACCGGAUGUGUUAUCUUCAGGCUGACCCAGCCUAAAAUCGAUUUCGCGAUGCCAGCAGCGCGAGUCUCCGAGUGGCGGAAACUGCCUGUCAGCUUGACGGAGCUCUGUAUUGAGACCACACUCCGUUGUGGACAGUCUUUCCGAUGGCGUAAGCUAGGAGAUGAGUGGCACAUGUCACUUUAUGGUCGCAUACUGUCUCUGAAGCAGGACAGUACCCAUCUACAUUACAAAGCGACUUGGCCUGCAGCUACCAGUACACCCUUCACAACAUCAACUUCUGCCAAGGAGGAAACAGUUGUGGAUGAUACAGAAGAGUUAGUGAAGCAUUACUUCAGUUUGAAGCACAAUGCAGCUGCUUUGUACAACCAAUGGUCACAGUCAGACCCCAACUUUCGAAAGAAAGCUCCAAAGUUCACGGGCAUUCGUAUCCUCAGUCAAGACGCCUGGGAGACUCUCAUUGGUUUCAUCUGCAGCAGCAACAACAACAUUUCAAGAAUCUCUCAAAUGAUUCACAAACUUUGCGAGAAUUACGGUCCACUGAUUGGCAAUAUUGGAGAUGAAGCCUUUCAUGAAUUUCCCACUCCCGAGGCAUUGAAGGGAAAGGAGGUUGACGCCCAUCUGAGAGACUUGGCCUUUGGCUAUCGAGCAAAAUACAUUGCUGAAACAGCCCGCAUCGUCUCAGAGGAGAGGCCAACAGACUGGCUUGAAAGCUUGACAAACCCCAAUAAUCCCGGAUGGGGAACCGGCCAUCGCAGCGGGCUCCUGCGUGCUAACUACAAGGAGGCUCAUGAACAACUCCUUCAGUUGGUAGGGGUUGGGCCAAAGGUGGCUGAUUGUGUCUGUCUCAUGGGCCUUAGCUGGGGGGAGGCCGUUCCUGUUGAUACCCACAUAUGGCAGAUUGCGCAGCGAGACUAUUCUUUUGCUAGGGUUAAAUCCUCGUCGCUCUCCAAGAGUAUGUACCACUCCAUUGGGGAUCAUUUUCGGCGUAUUUGGGGCGAUCAGGCGGGUUGGGCACAAUCAGUUCUGUUCACAGCAAACUUGAAGUCCUUCUCAGCACGCCCCAAGGCAGAACCUGACCCAGUGGCAGUCAAACUUCAAGCGGAAGUAUGCGAGACAGUGACUGGCGAAGUUGAGACGAAGUAUAAGGUGGAAGAAGAUACUUUAGUGGGAUCUAUGCGGCAAUUCCGAAAAAGGAGGGUAUCGGCUACUGGGGGCACAGAUCUUGAGAACACAACGAUUGAGCAAGAGCUCAUAUCAGUUGCACCAAGGUCUAGAAAGAGACGAAGGCCAUUACGGUUAUCCUGAUAUACUCCGCAUAGUGAAAGGAGGCCAUGUUAUAAAUGCAAGUUUAGAUGCUUUCAAUACGCCGUCACAACCUAUUAGAAUCGUACUAUAGAUGUAGAAGUUAGAAGAAGAGGAUACAAUUGACACGGCUUACUGGGACUCGUUCAAGUGGACAUUUGCC
Messenger RNA from Pseudomassariella vexata, 1574 nucleotides. RefSeq names its product DNA glycosylase. The record is from RefSeq and is a predicted model, not a curated record. The transcript has 3 exons. Gene Ontology annotation, molecular function: 8-oxo-7,8-dihydroguanine DNA N-glycosylase activity; damaged DNA binding. Lineage: Eukaryota; Fungi; Ascomycota; Sordariomycetes; Amphisphaeriales; Pseudomassariaceae. Gene Ontology annotation, biological process: base-excision repair; base-excision repair, AP site formation; nucleotide-excision repair. The coding region runs from base 158 to 1414 and encodes 418 amino acids. Gene Ontology annotation, cellular component: nucleus.